This is a messenger RNA of Camelina sativa (false flax), 1833 nucleotides long. RefSeq names its product vacuolar-processing enzyme gamma-isozyme. Lineage: Eukaryota; Viridiplantae; Streptophyta; Magnoliopsida; Brassicales; Brassicaceae. Gene Ontology annotation, molecular function: cysteine-type endopeptidase activity. The record is from RefSeq and is a predicted model, not a curated record. Gene Ontology annotation, biological process: vacuolar protein processing.
AACGUAUUGUGUUCUCCAAUCAGAUACAAGAUUCAACCACUCUUUAACUGAAAAAAAAAAAAAAAAAGAAGAUUCCUAUCAACAUCACUCUCGUCAUUCACCGGCUGAUAUCCAAAAACACCGGACCAUAACCAUGACACGUCUCUCCGUCGGCGUUCCUCUUCUCCUUCUCUUCCUUGCGCUGAUCGCCGUCUCCGCCGCAAGAAACAGACCUGACGAUAUUAUCAAACUCCCCUCGCAAGCUUCUCGGUUCUUCCGUCCUGCUCAAGACAACGACGAUGAUUCUAACGCCGGUACUAGGUGGGCUGUUUUAGUCGCCGGAUCGAGCGGAUAUGAUAAUUACAGACAUCAAGCUGAUGUAUGCCAUGCUUAUCAACUUCUGAGGAAAGGUGGGUUGAAAGAUGAGAAUAUUGUGGUAUUCAUGUAUGAUGAUAUUGCAUACCAUCACGCGAAUCCAAGGCCUGGAACCCUUAUCAACAGCCCUCAUGGCAAAGAUGUUUAUCAAGGAGUUCCCAAGGAUUACACUGGAGAUGAUGUUAAUGUUGAUAAUUUAUUUGCUGUCAUCCUUGGAGACAAAACUGCUGUCAAAGGUGGAAGUGGCAAAGUUGUGGAUAGUGGUCCAAAUGAUCAUAUCUUUAUAUUCUACACUGACCAUGGUGGUCCUGGAAUUUUAGGCAUGCCGACUUAUCCUUACUUAUAUGCAAAUGAUCUCAACGAUGUUCUGAAGAAGAAACAUGCUUUAGGAACCUAUAAAAGCUUGGUGUUUUAUCUUGAAGCUUGUGAAUCUGGAAGUAUCUUUGAAGGGCUUCUUCCAGAGGGUUUGAACAUCUAUGCCACAACUGCAUCAAACGCUGAAGAAAGCAGUUGGGGUACUUAUUGCCCUGGAGAUGAACCUAGUCCUCCACCCGAGUAUGACACUUGUUUAGGUGACUUGUACAGUGUUGCUUGGAUGGAAGAUAGUGGUGUGCACAAUUUACAAACUGAGACUCUGCAGCAGCAAUAUGAACUUGUGAAAAGGAGGACUGCACCUACUGAGUACUCUUAUGGUUCUCAUGUCAUGCAAUAUGGCGAUGUAGGACUUAACAAGGAUCUGCUAGACCUUUAUAUGGGAACAAACCCUGCCAAUGAAAAUUUCACCUUUGUGGACACGAAUUCACUGAAGCCGCCUUCAAGAGUUACAAAUCAGCGUGAUGCAGAUCUUGUCCAUUUUUGGGAAAAGUACCGAAAAGCACCAGAAGGUUCAGCUAGAAAAACAGAAGCUCAGAAGCAACUACUUGAAGUCAUGUCUCACAGACUUCAUGUUGACAAUAGCGUGAUGCUCGUUGGAAAAAUCUUGUUUGGUAUUUCGGAUGGUCCUAUAGUGCUAAACAAAGUACGUUCUGCUGGGAAACCGCUAGUUGAUGACUGGAGCUGCCUCAAAAAUAUGGUGAGAGCUUUUGAGAGGCACUGUGGAUCGCUGUCUCAGUACGGUAUGAAGCACAUGAGGUCUUUUGCAAACAUCUGCAACGCAGGGAUCCAAAUGGAGCAAAUGGAGGAGGCAGCUUCACAGGCUUGUACCACAAUCCCACCUGGUCCUUGGAGCUCGCUUCGCCGCGGAUUCAGUGCAUAAAACCAUACACCCUCUUCGCAUUUGUUUAUACCACCAAUCGUCAUAGACAAAAUAUUCUUAUGUCGAUUAGUAUACUGGUUCAAUCCAUUAUCCUCUCUGUAAAUGUCACUAUCAUUUCCCUCUUCAGUGUAUAAUUAUUUCAAAUUAUCCAUGUACCUUGUACAAAUGCUUGUAGAACUAAAGUUAAUGUAUAGAUUAUUAUACUAUAGAAGGUUUGCUUAUUA